Messenger RNA from Marasmius oreades (fairy-ring Marasmius), 426 nucleotides. RefSeq lists its product as uncharacterized. Gene Ontology annotation, molecular function: protein binding. The coding region runs from base 1 to 426 and encodes 141 amino acids. Lineage: Eukaryota; Fungi; Basidiomycota; Agaricomycetes; Agaricales; Marasmiaceae. The record is from RefSeq and is a predicted model, not a curated record. The transcript has 3 exons.
AUGAUGCCACCCUCAAGUCGAUACCGACUCCAUGCCACUCUAACAGGCCCGCAAGAUGCCGUACUCUCUAUAUCAUUCUCUGUCAAUUCUAGAUUCCUGGCCUGUACAGGGUAUGACGGGGUUAGCAUUUGGGACAUGGAGACGAUGAGAGCCGUAGGAAUACCCUUCAGGUUCGUCUCUGUCUCGGGGAUCGACGCAAAACGCAUACCAAGUUCAUCGACCUGGGUCUAUUUCGAGAAUAUCAAACGACAUGUAAUCCUCCUGGGAGGCAUACACGGUGACUUGAAUGCGUGGUCGUGGAAUGAUUCCAAAGGGGUCUUUGAGCACCUGAAGCACGCUGUACCUAGCCACACCACACAGCAAGUCCUAUCUUUACACGCAUAUGAAGCUCAAAUCAGUCCCGGAGCCUUGCACAUAUUGCUGUAG